Messenger RNA from Oppia nitens, 507 nucleotides. RefSeq lists its product as uncharacterized. The record is from RefSeq and is a predicted model, not a curated record. The transcript is spliced from 2 exons. Bases 4 to 507 code for a protein of 167 amino acids. NCBI's taxonomy places the organism in Eukaryota, Metazoa, Arthropoda, Arachnida, Sarcoptiformes, Oppiidae.
UACAUGUUUGUAUUAUUUACAUUUUGUUUUAUUAUUGUUAGCACCAGUGGUGGUGAUGGUGGUGGUGGUGGUGGUGGUCAUCAUAAGUACCCGGCGGCUAUGAAUUUUACAAAAAUACUUGUUAAUGUUGGUCUAUCUGACCAUUGUAUCAGUGGACUGGCCAACAGUACCGACUAUAAUGAUAUUUACACAAGUCUAUCACUGGACUGGACUACUCAGGAAGUAUUGGCCCAAAAUAAAUACCAGUGCUGUUACUAUUGGGAAGUACUGGACGUACAGCACAAGUUUGUCAACGAAUUAUGUGAUCAAAAUUCUACUGAAAAAUUUAGCAUGCUGAAAACCGAUUUGAUUGGCAAAAUUCAACAAGGUCGAUGCAAUAAAUUUCCAUACAAUAAUGUUUUAUGUAGAAAACCUGCCUGGUUUACUUUUCUAUUUGUUUUAUGUACUAUUAUCUUAAUAAUUGUUGUCGCAAUAUUUGCCUACAAACGUGUAUAUAAAGGCAAUUAA